Molecule: messenger RNA, 1730 nt
Organism: Paraphaeosphaeria sporulosa
Lineage: Eukaryota; Fungi; Ascomycota; Dothideomycetes; Pleosporales; Didymosphaeriaceae
Product: Homogentisate 1,2-dioxygenase
Exons: 2
Coding region: 231-1655 (474 amino acids)
Biological process (GO): L-phenylalanine catabolic process
Cellular component (GO): cytoplasm
Molecular function (GO): homogentisate 1,2-dioxygenase activity
Source: RefSeq, a predicted model, not a curated record
GCUUUGUGUACGGAACCACAGGCCGCCCUAAGCCGCGUCUCCAGGAGCCAUGGCAUUGCGGCCGGCCGACCCGUAUGACGAUUCCCACACCCCGCUGCACCCCAGGAACAGGCGGCAGACGUUGCUUAAAAAACUCCCCAUCCGCCAGACGAAAGUCCCUAAGACUGCUGUGUCCUUGACCAAGCGCCACCUCGAGCAGUUCUUCAAUCCAGACUACACUGACAUCCACGAUGCCUUCCACACAGUUCGCCCACAAAGAAAAGUAUCGGUACCAGAAUGGCUUCAACUCCUACCAUGAGUCAGAAGCUGUGGAGGGAGCCCUACCAAUAGGCGCAAACUCUCCUCAAAAACCGCCAUAUGGUCUCUACGCUGAAAAGCUCUCCGGAACCGCCUUCACGGCACCACGACAUGAGAAUCAGCAGACGUGGUUGUACCGCGUACUGCCUUCAUGCGGGCACAGCAACUUCGAACCCCGCGAAUCCUCCACAUACAACACCAACCCCGAGAACAAACCUUAUGAGAAGAUCCACCACAUUCCCAACCAGCUUCGAUGGGACCCAUUCGAUCUCGACGAGACGGUGGACUGGGUGCACUCACUACACCUGGUCGCCGGUGCCGGUGAUCCUACCAUGAAGCAAGGUCUCGGCAUGUACAUCUAUGCAGCAGGAAAGAGCAUGGACGCGAAAGAGGCUUUCUACUCAGCCGACGGAGACUUCCUUAUAGUACCUCAGCACGGUGUGCUAGACAUUCGCACAGAGCUUGGUCGUUUACUCGUGCGACCAAAUGAGAUCUGCGUUAUCCCACGCGGCAUCAAGUACCGCGUAGAUCUUCCCGAAGGACCCGUGCGAGGCUACAUUCUCGAACUAUACCAAGGUCAUUUCCAGCUGCCAGAACUGGGUCCCAUUGGCUCCAACUGUCUUGCCAACGCACGCGAUUUCCAGGCGCCCAUCGCAGACUUCGAUGAGGACACCGAGACAGAAUGGCACGUGCUGUGUAAAUUUGCUGGUCACCUCUUUUCUGCCAGGCAAGGACACACUCCUUUCGAUGUUGUAGCCUGGCACGGUCUCUACUACCCAUAUAAGUACGACCUAGGCCGCUUUAACACAAUGGGGAGCAUCUCAUUCGACCACCCAGACCCCUCCAUCUACACUGUCUUGACCGCACAAUCAGACCAUCCUGGCACUGCAGUAGCCGACUUUGUCAUCUUCCCGCCGCGCUGGCUCGUCGCAGAAGACACAUUCCGGCCGCCGUGGUACCACCGCAACACCAUGUCUGAGUUCAUGGGUCUGAUCCAAGGGCAAUACGACGCCAAAACCGGCGGAGGCUUCCAGCCCGCCGGGGCGUCGCUCCACAACGUAAUGGCAGGCCACGGUCCAGAUGCUUCGACCCACGAAAAAGCAUCUAAUGCUCCGUUGCAGCCGCACAAAGUCGGCGAGGGCAGCAUGGCGUUCAUGUUUGAGAGCUGCCUCAUGGUAGGCGUGACGGACUGGGGCCUGAAGAAGUGCAAGAAGGUGCAGGAGGGGUACAAUGCGGAGAGCUGGGAGCCGCUCAAGCCGCACUUCAAGAGGCCUACUCCGGCAAAGAUUGACAAUGGUGUCAAUGGGAAGGACGGCGUGAUUGGCGACAAGGCCCAGGUGCCUCACUGGACGUCUUGAGGGUAGAAAGGGCUAAUGUUGUUCUGUUGUAGCGUGUUGUAUAUUCCUCACCUAAUGCGAUGCACUCCUAGGCUG